AUGAGCCAUUCAAUGGAGUCUGCAACUCAGAUCGAAAAGUGGACAAAGGAAGAAGUUCAUCAGUGGUUGACGACGCAGGUUAACAUUCACAACAUAUAUGCAGACAAGUUGCUAGAAGAGGAGGUAUCAGGGGAAGACCUAGAAUACUUCCAAAAGAAGGAUCUUCUGGAUCUGAACAUAAAACAUGGUCCCGCUGUUAAAAUUGUGUCUAUGCUUGAGGAUUUGAAGAGUGGAUUACAGCAUAAAUCACAAUUUCCUGCAUACAUCAAGAAAUGGACACAAGAACAAGUUUGUCAGUGGUUAAGGGAAGAAGUGAAGGUAUACCACAAACAUGUAGAGCGGCUUUUUGAAGAGGAAGUGUCAGGCGAUUGCCUAUUUUGCUUCAAAAAGAAUGAUCUUGUGGAACUAGGCAUAAAACAUGGUCCUGCUGUUAAAAUAAUUGGUAUGCUAGAAAAGUUAAACAGUGGACCAGAGCCUAUAUUACAACCCCCCUCACACAUCAACGUUGACCAAGGAAAUCUCCAAAAACCACCUGAGAAGCAAGUAGAAUUAUGUCAAGCUCUACCGGUUCUGACUGUAUCCCCCAUGAAGAGAGAACCAAACACAGAAGAGCCCAAAAUAGUGAAACCACCAGGGAAAACGGUUACACGAAAGAAGGAAGAACCAAAACCACAGGUCAUGGGUGCAGAAAUGUUACCGCCCAAGGUAGGGGUUGUGUAGCAUCUCUCUUAUUUAAUGAGGUGUGCUUCACACACACACACAACAUACUGUAAGUGCUUGCUUAGUAAAGUAGGUUAUAUUUGCAAAUUAAACACAACAAUACAGAUAUGUGGCAGCAAACAAUUACAAUUUUGAUUGUGUUCUAGGCCAAAGAAAACACAUUUCAAACUAACCCUAUUUAAUUCCCACAGAGCUCAAGCACACCAAGUUCACUUACAUUGCUCCAGAAUACCCUCGACGACUUACAGCAGGGCGAGUUUAAACGGUUUAAGUCUUGUCUGAAAGACCUACAUCUGAACGGAUGUAGACCGAUUGCACGGAGUCACUUGGAAGACAGCAAGACCCGCACAGACGUAGCGGACUCGAUGACAAAGCACUAUGAGGAAGAGGCAUUAAAUGUCACUCUUCAGAUUCUAGAGAGAAUCAGACACAAUGAACUGGCUGCCCGUCUUAGAAGGGAUAUGGGUAAGUGAAACAAGAUUGCAUUCAGUCAAAUUAGUCUUUGAAUCUCAAUCACAGCCAGAUAACAUUGGACCUGUAUUAUUACAAUAUAACUGUUUUUAGGUUCAAAAGUCAUAAUUAUCAGUUUGACACAAAGAAGACCACCAGUAAUAUUUGUUAGGAUCACCAGUAAUUGAUUUCGUUUUGCAAUUAUUUCUUCAGGUCUACAAAAGGUGACCGCACAGGACCCCAAAAAGGAUUUGAGGAGAGAGACCAAUCAGGGUGAUACAUUGAAGAACUUGUUAACUUGUGGAAGAAAUAUGAUGGACUACUAUAAUCGAUUUGUUGUUGUUGUAAACAAGAGUCUUACUGAGCAACUAGAACAUCUUCAGUUUCUGAGCAAGUUGAAAUUGUUCUGUGUACUGGACUUUGAUCCUAACUCUGCAGCUCCUGGUGGCGUAUGCAGUUCAUACAGAGAAUCAAGAGUGGCAAAUCUCCAUCUCCCAGCCCAAUUCCAAGGUGAAACAAAUGUUGUGAUAAAGAAUCUCAACCUGUAUAAGCAGACCAGCUGGGUGUUUUGUAAUGGGAGGCAUGAUCUUGACAAUGAAUCGGAUAGACAGCUGGACUACAAAGACUGGUUAAGGGGAAAACGCAGAGAGAUAGAGCAUAUGGUUUCAUUCAUUUGUAAACCUGAAGUUCUUCCAGAUGGAAAAACUCUUGUUAUAUUUAUUUUGCUCUCACCUGUAACUGAUAGAGAUCCUGUCUUUGAUACUUUCAUGGCAUUCUACUCGCAUGCUGGGGAUAGCAUUGUGCAUAUUUGUGAAUCUAGGAGCACAUUUGAGAAAUGGAAAGACUUGAUACAGGAGAAAUGUGACGUUGACAUCACCAGGCAAUCAAUAUCUGAGUUAACGCUAGGUGAAGUCAAUGGCACUAUAAUGUCACUUGGACCACACAAUCAGCCACCAGGAAGACUCCUUCCAUCUUCUGACUCCAGCACUGUUGUUCUCCAACAAAAGGAUGAAGACCGCAUGACAGCUCUACACAUUUUGUGUCAGAAUGAAUGUGAAAAAGUCUAUGAUGAAAAUAGCAAAGAGUUUCAAGACUUCAAAAUCAAAGUUGAAGAGGAAUUCUACAGAGGGGGUAAAGUCAACUGGUGGAACUUCUAUUUUUGUGAAAAACCCAAAGCAAAGCCUUUCAUUAGAAGAGAUAAAUAUGACAAUCUGAAAAAGAUUGUGAAAUAUCAAGAUCCCAAAACCACAUGUGUUUUGCUGAAUUUGUUUCACCACCCAGGUUGCGGAGGAACAACGUUAGCCAUGCAUGUUAUGUGGGAUCUACGCAGAGAAUUCAGAUGUGCUGUGUUGAAGGACAAUACAUUACCAAAAGCUGAAGUGGCUUUUCAAGUCAAAAACCUAAUGAGGCUCGGGAGCCAGAAAUCUACACCAGUUCUGCUGUUAGUAGAUGACUCAAAGGAAGCAGAGAACACACAAACUCUCCAGAACUGCAUUCGCCAAGCUGUUGAAGAGGAAAACACAAGCAGAACUGUAGAAGAUUCAUCAAACUCAAAAGUCAUUAUUAUGAGUUGUGUUCGUUGCCAUAACCCUGAGGACCAGUUCAAACACUGCUCAACAAACAGACAGCAGAUCACUGCUAAACUGACAAAAAAGGAACAAGAUGAUUUUGAGGAAAAACUUGUGGAACUUAAAGAAAGUCAUGAAAAACCUGAAAACUUCUACAGUUUUAUGAUCAUGAAGAGUAACUUUGACAAGAAGUACAUAGCUGAUGUUGUGAGCAACACUCUGAAGGACUUGGACAUGAGCACAAAGAAAGCUCAACUCCUUGCCUUCUUAGCACUGUUGAACUCAUAUGAUGCGGAAUCAGACAUAUCUAUGUCUCUCUGUGAGGAAUUUUUGGGGAUGAAAAGUUUGCAAAUGGCUUACUGGGGAGAAGAUUGUGUACUUGACAGAAUGGAGCCUUACUCCAAUUUGCUAAAACAAUUAAAUGUUGAGGAUCGUGGAGGAUACAAAGCAAUUCGAAUCCUUCAUCAUGAUAUAGCAUCUGCAUGUCUUGAAGAGUUGGACAGAUGCUACAAAAUUAAACGGAGUGAAAUAACCUUGGACAUGCUGCACUGUGAUACAUUGUUCAAAACCUGUGUAGUAAAAGACACCCUCAUGCUAACAAUUCAACGUGUGCUAGUUGAAAGGCAGCGCAAAAAAGUGGGAGCGACUCAUUUUUCUCCAUUGAUAGAAAAAAUUCACAGUCAAGAGGGAGGACAAAACAUCCAAGACAUCUUUGUGAAAGCAUCUUCCCGGUUUGUUACAAGGGCAUCUAUUCCUCAAGCUCUUGCAAGAUAUCUCUACCUCUAUGAGCAAGAUUUUCCCCAAGCACUCAUUUGGGCAGAAAAUGCCAUGAGAGUGAAAGAAAACUCAUACACAGCUGAUACAGUUGGACAGGUUUACAAAAGUAAUCUUAAACAUAAUAUUCAGAGUGAAAAACUAAAUACUCCACUCAAGCCAAAGGACUUUGAGACUAACCUAAAUAUAGCACAAAAAGCCUCAAAGGCCUUUCAAAUGGCUCAAAAGCUGGCCACAAAGAAUGAAACAGAAGAGCAAACUGAUGAAAAUCUCACAAAAACACCCUACAACACCUCUGGUUAUGUGGGAGAGAUGGAAACUACACUGACAGUCUUUGAAAUGAUAAGCAACUUGCCAUUCUUUGAAGGUACUGAUCCAGUGAAAAGGAUGUACAUGCAGAGCUUUCUGAAAGGAACACUACCCAUCAAACAUGUGCCUAAAGAAGAUAAUGAAAUCAACAGUAGAUAUGUUGAUAUUAUCGAAGAACAUACACAAUUUCUCCUUGCUUUGAAACCUCAGGUCAAGAAAGUUUUUGAAUUUUUCAAUGGUUACUUCACAUACAUAAAAGGAAACAAUACAGGAGAGCUUGAAUCAUUUAAUCAGAAGAAAAUCUCAGAUCAUUUCACCAGAUACAUAACACUGGUCUGCUCUUCCCCAGCGGAAAUAUUUAAAGAACGAGCGGACAAACCUGAACUCAGAUUAAACGUGGAUAUUGAAGAGCGUAGGACGUUUCUGGAGGAAAAUAAUGCAGACACCUUUGCAGGGAUACUUGCAAAGUUACAUCUAGGGAUCCAUCAAAAGAUAGACAAGACUGCAGAGGAAGUGGAAAAAAUCACAGAAUGCUACACAUUCUUGCGCCAUAAUUCAGUGCAAAAUAGAAAAGUAGAAACCAAUUUCAUUUUGGUAAAUAUAAUUCUCCACACACUGAAGCCAAGAUCUAAACAUGUGAAGAGACACAAUGAACUCAGUGAUAUUCUUAUGAAAACAUUGCAAGAUAUAGGAAUGCAACAUCCCUUCCCAGAGCCAUACUAUCUGGCUUUGUUGUUGCUUUGGCCAAGUUCAAAUGCAGAAGAGACUGAUAUAAGGACAUAUGUGAACUCACUUGGGAAAUCAUCUCACAGGCAAAUGUCCUAUUUGUUGAGAAAGAGCAGCACCAUUGCUCACUUCUACUUGGGUCCAAAAAAAGGAUUACAAAGACUUGUUACUAAACCCAAACUUGAUGAGUGUUUUGCAGGCGUACCACGUGCUGAUUUGGCCCAACUUUGGAGGAGUGGAGGCAUUUUUAAGGAGCGGGAAAUCAUUGACCGUCUCUAUAGGGUCAAUGGAACCGUUGAGCGAUCAGAGCUUUAUGCCAAUUAUGGCAAACUCAAAAUCCCAGUGCGGCCAGCCUAUCUGGGUGGAAUAAGAAGUGGUUACAGUACAGAAAAGGUGUCCUUCUUCUUAGGAUUUGCCAUAGAUGGACCACUUGCAUACGAUAUCAAGUAUGAAUAG
Coregonus sp. 'balchen' is the source of this 5003-nucleotide messenger RNA. The record is from the annotation of a GenBank genome assembly. Lineage: Eukaryota; Metazoa; Chordata; Actinopteri; Salmoniformes; Salmonidae.